CUGGCAGGUCAGCUGCUCUGUGUUUCAGUCUGAAGCCGUUGGCUGCUACUGAACCGCUUGGCUCUUUUCUCUACUAGCGAGCAAACCUACAAUCUAGACCCAACUGUCCAUCCAGCUCAUUUUUAAGGGAAUUUAUUAUUAUAUAUGCCCGUGUAUCCAAAACACAUCGGUCAUUGGGGAUUCCUAGCACCGUUUGGCCGGGUCUGAGGGCCGUUAUAACGCUUUUUCGAGGUUUAAUUAGAGAUAGAAAACAACGGUGGUGGUGGAGGAGGAGAUUCCAUAUUAGGAGCACAGAGGAGAAGGCACCCCCCUUGUGUGAUUUGGAGCUUUUGCCACAGUCACAGUCUCACCAACCCUGUCAGGAGGAACAGAGGAGACAAUGGAAAUGAUGUUUAGAAGGACAGAGGCUCAGAAAGAAUCAAGGUUCUGAGCCCAUGGUUUAAGGUCCUGACUGAACAUACUGGUGGUGCAUACAGACUUACUACUGUGGCUAGGUGUGUGCGUGCUGACCUCAUGGUGAAACGGGAAUAAAGAUGAGCAUUAGCAGUGAUGAGGUCAACUUCCUGGUCUACAGAUACCUACAGGAGUCAGGGUUCUCCCACUCAGCGUUUACGUUUGGUAUAGAGAGUCACAUCAGCCAGUCCAACAUCAAUGGUGCUCUGGUUCCCCCUGCUGCCCUCAUCAGCAUCAUCCAGAAGGGCCUGCAGUACGUCGAGGCUGAAGUCAGCAUCAAUGAGGACGGCACGUUAUUUGACGGACGACCCAUAGAAUCUCUGUCCCUGAUUGAUGCGGUGAUGCCUGACGUCGUUCAGACAAGGCAGCAGGCCUACCGGGACAAAAUGGCCCAACAGCAGGCCGCUGCUUCAGCAACGGCAUCGGCCACCGGAGGCAGCAUCUCCAGCAACGCCAAGAACGGAGAGAAUACUGCCAACGGGGAGGAGAACGGAGCCCACGCCUUAGCUAACAACCAUGCAGACCUGAUGGAGGUGGACGGAGACGUGGAGAUCCCUCAGAACAAGGCCAUGGUUUUGAGGGGGCACGAGUCAGAGGUCUUCAUCUGUGCCUGGAACCCAGUCAGUGACCUGCUGGCAUCGGGGUCAGGUGAUUCGACGGCUCGUAUCUGGAACCUCAGUGAGAACAGUACAAGCAGCUCCACACAGCUGGUCCUGAGACACUGCAUACGAGAGGGAGGACAGGACGUCCCCAGCAACAAAGAUGUCACCUCGCUAGACUGGAAUAGUGAGGGCACGCUGCUAGCAACGGGCUCCUAUGAUGGCUUUGCAAGAAUAUGGACGAAAGAUGGAAACCUAGCCAGCACACUUGGCCAACACAAAGGUCCCAUCUUCGCCCUGAAGUGGAAUAAAAAAGGCAAUUUUAUCCUGAGUGCAGGAGUAGAUAAGACAACAAUCAUAUGGGACGCCCAUACAGGAGAAGCCAAACAACAGUUUCCCUUCCAUUCAGCUCCAGCACUAGAUGUGGACUGGCAGAGCAACAAUACGUUUGCCUCCUGUAGUACGGACAUGUGCAUCCAUGUCUGUAAACUGGGACAGGACAGACCCAUUAAAACAUUCCAGGGACACACAAAUGAAGUUAAUGCAAUCAAGUGGGAUCCCACAGGGAACCUGCUCGCCUCCUGCUCAGACGACAUGACGUUGAAGAUUUGGAGUAUGAAGCAGGACUCGUGUGUGCACGACCUGCAGGCCCACAGUAAAGAAAUAUACACCAUCAAAUGGAGUCCAACCGGCCCUGGAACCAACAAUCCCAGCGCUAACCUCAUGCUAGCCAGUGCAUCGUUUGACUCCACAGUUCGUCUCUGGGACGUGGAGAGAGGCAUCUGUAUCCAUACACUGACUAAACACCAGGAGCCAGUCUACAGUGUGGCUUUCAGCCCAGACGGUCGGCAUCUGGCCAGUGGCUCCUUUGACAAAUGCGUGCACAUCUGGAAUACGCAGACGGGCGCUUUAGUCCACAGUUACAGAGGGACGGGGGGAAUCUUUGAGGUUUGCUGGAAUGCAGCAGGGGACAAAGUGGGAGCCAGUGCAUCAGACGGAUCUGUGUGUGUACUAGACCUUCGGAAAUAGUGCUGCUGUUUGUUGGAAGCCAUGGACCGACCAUGAAUGUGUACAUAGCCAAAUGACUGUCCCUGCCUGCCCUGCGUACUGCUCACGCUUACGACUAUGGCCCCGCCCACCCACAGACAGGAAGCAGGAAACAGGAACAGGACGCAAGCAAGCACCCGACACAGCAGGUCCAGACACAGGGAUGAACAGAUGGGACGGACAGACAAGACGGACGGAUGGAUAAAUGGGCGGACGGAAGCGCCCCUCUCUAUCUGUGCAGACUCUUCCAGAGAUGCAGAAGGGACGCGGUGAAAAAAGAAAAAAAACGAUAGACAAAAAAAAGUUACAGAUCCAUAUAUGUACCAAAAUUUGGACGCUAUUUUGCUUUUUUUUUUUUUUUUUGAUCUUCAAACCAUGCUCAUCGUCAUCAAAAUGAAAAACAAUGAAAAAAGUGUUAAUCUUUGUUACUAGUUGGAUCUCAUUGUGCAGACAUAUCAACUUCUCCACCAUAAAAUAGGAUGGCACUUAGUUUUUUUUUAAAUUUCAGAUCUCUUGUUUCAGUGUUUUUAUAUUUUUUAUCUCUUGGGGAGGGGGAAGGGGGGCCGGUCAGGUCAGACUUUUAUUAGUUGGAGAAGUGCAUACAAACACAAUGAAAAAUGCACACCAAACAGUUCUCCUUGUCACGGUUUUUCAGAGCGUCGUGGCUUCUCUUUCAUGUGUUUUAGUAGUGGUUUCUGCAGUUGUCAGUGGGUCAUACGGUUAGCCUCAGAAUGCAGUGAUUCCUGUGUUGUCUUCCCUAGAGGACAAACUAUUACAUCCACCUGCCACAGCACGCACGUCUAAAAAAAACAACUCUGCGCACUAUUUGAUCUGGAUGGUUUUACCAACAGCUCUCCUCUCUGGACUCUUGGGCCAAAGCAGUUAUCUGUCUGGUUAAAAAUGGGAAGAAGCUGACGUCCACUUGUCUGAAUGUUCAGGUAAUGCAACAGGCCCCAUCUCAGUCUACAUACUGUAAUCAGCCAGUAGGAUUCCAGCAGUUUGUUUUUGUUUUUGGACUUUUUUUUUUUUUUUUUUUACAUAUUUACAGCAGUAACUGUACUGUGCACUAUGAACAGUGUCCUCCUCUACAUUGCAAUUUUUUUUUUUAUAAACAUUUCUAAUUUGUUUUACCCUCUGAGGCCUCAAAUCAUCCAACACAUAAAACAAUCUCAGUGAGUUAAACCACAGAGUGUAGAGCCAAUGAGACAUCCAGAGUAAAAACAAAACAAAA
Molecule: messenger RNA, 3330 nt
Organism: Scatophagus argus
Lineage: Eukaryota; Metazoa; Chordata; Actinopteri; Scatophagidae
Gene: tbl1xr1a
Product: tbl1x receptor 1a
Exons: 17
Coding region: 534-2081 (515 amino acids)
Biological process (GO): regulation of transcription by RNA polymerase II
Cellular component (GO): histone deacetylase complex
Molecular function (GO): transcription corepressor activity; protein binding
Source: RefSeq, a predicted model, not a curated record